AUGCCUCAACAAACCGUCUUCCGCUUCCCAACCCGAACUGCCUUCGGCGACCUCACCACCUACCAAGAACCAAUCCCAACCCCAUCCAACCACGAAGUUCUAAUCAAAGUCCGUGCAGUCGCCCUCAACUCGCGAGACUGCCAGAUCGCAACCUCAAAAUACCCUUUCCCCAUCAAAGACAACGUCAUUCCAGGCUCAGAUGCCGCCGGCGACAUUGUGCAAGUAGGCGACGCGGUGCACGAUUUCGCCAAGGGCGACCGGGUCGUUGUAUGCUUUGACCAGAACAGACCAUACGGCCCGGCCAAGCAUGUUGUUGCGUAUCAGAAUGGUGGCGGACUUGAUGGAGUCAUGGCGCAGUAUAUUUUGCGUCCCGCGUCCGCUGUUGUUAAGAUCCCGGAGGAUGCGCCGCAGUCGUACAGUGAACUUGCUUCGUUGGUUUGUACUGGGGUGACGGCUUGGAACUCUUUUUAUGGGAAUAAUCAGCUGAUUGCAGGGCAAUCAGUCUUGAUUCAAGGCACCGGCGGCACAUCAAUGACAGCGCUCGUCCUCGCCAAAGCAGCGGGCGCAACGACGAUUGUCACCUCCUCCAGCGAUGAGAAGCUCCGUGUCGUCAAGGAGAAGUUCAACCCAGACUACUGCAUCAACUACACCAAGACCCCCGAUUGGGCUUCCGAAGCUGUCCGGCUGACAGGAGGCAAAGGCGUGGACCACAUCAUCGAAAUUGGUGGCGUCGGGACAAUCGAGCAGAGUAUCUCUGCGAUUGCGCGAGGAGGCGUGAUUAGCAUCGUCGGGUAUCUGGCCGAGUAUGAUCCGGCACGGGUUCCCAAUGUCCUGAUGCUUGCGCUGGGAAAGGAGGCGGUCUUGCGUGGGAUUCAGAUUGGGCCGAGGUGUAUGUUGGAGGAUUUGGUGACUCUUGUGUCGAGAAGGGGGUUGAGGUUCCAGAUUGAUCGGGAGUUUGGCUUCUCGAGGGAGGAUAUUGUUGCUGCUUAUGAUGCUCUGGCUUCGGGGAAGCAUGUUGGGAAGAUUUGCGUCGUGGUCGAGUGA
Messenger RNA from Aspergillus calidoustus, 1044 nucleotides. The record is from the annotation of a GenBank genome assembly. NCBI's taxonomy places the organism in Eukaryota, Fungi, Ascomycota, Eurotiomycetes, Eurotiales, Aspergillaceae.